Messenger RNA from Harpegnathos saltator (Jerdon's jumping ant), 8385 nucleotides. RefSeq names its product B-box type zinc finger protein ncl-1. The transcript has 9 exons. NCBI's taxonomy places the organism in Eukaryota, Metazoa, Arthropoda, Insecta, Hymenoptera, Formicidae. The record is from RefSeq and is a predicted model, not a curated record. Gene Ontology annotation, molecular function: protein binding; zinc ion binding; ubiquitin protein ligase activity. Gene Ontology annotation, cellular component: nucleoplasm. Bases 943 to 3810 code for a protein of 955 amino acids.
UCGCAUUAUUCGAGCUAUAACGUCGAGCUGUAGCGAAUCAACGAUUGGCAAGUUAUAGUGUGCGACAACGACGACGACGACGACGACGUCGACGACAACGACGACGACAACGACGUCGACGACGACGACGACGACGACGACAGUGGUGGUGGUGAGGAUAACGACGACGGCAGCGGCGACAACAGUAGUGAGUGAUCCACAACGUCUCGAGAGGACAACUGUAAAUAAAUGCACGUAGGUGCAUGACUGGUCGUGCUAGCUACGUAACUCCCGAGUCGUGAAGAACGAAGCUGACUGCGUAACGUAUAUCUACACAUUGUAGACCGUUAGCUGCGCGACACGCGCAUAGUCUCGCGAACCAGACUCUGCACGGACGAUUCGAUUUUUUCAAGCGCGCGCUCACACUCUGUCUCUGUCUUUCUUCCUCUUUCCCUCUCCCCCUAUUCUCUCCAUCUGUCUCUCUUUCUCUCUCCCCCUCCCCGGGCCCUCUCCUUUUGGCGUGUGCUUUUGCGUUACCAAGCUCGUUUCGUCGUGUACGCGCGACUUCCUCGCCUUCCUCGCGAUCACCUCGUGUUUUGUUUCUUCGUGCGAGCAAGCGAGCGAGCGAGAGCGCGACAGUGCAAUGUUUCGGAGUACGAGCGCCUCGUGAAAUUUCUCCGAGGAAUCGUCAUUCCCCCGUCAUCCGUUCUCUCGGUCCGACGACGACGACGACGACAACGACGGCGGCGGCGGCGGUGACGGUAACGGCGCAGAAACGAGCAAAGACGGUACGGAGGCGAGUAAAAAAAGAAAAAAGAGGAGAGAAGUAGCGAGUAAUUUCCUGACACAAAUCGAAUUCGUGAGCGAUUCAUUAGUCAGUAUACGGCCAGAAAACGUCGAGGUCAUCGACGUCCCAUUCGAGGCUCCCUUUUCUGCUGGAUCGCGCGCGAACGACAUCGCGCGAUGGCAUCGUCCACGGUGGCUGUUCCAUCCGGAGCAGCCUCGGUACCGUCGGUUGGCACGACAAGCGGCGGUAUCGGCAACGGCACCGAGGAGAUCGACGGUAGUGAUAUAUAUGGCAAUGACAAUCGCAACUCCGUGAACGCUAUCGGAGGCGGUUAUAAUAACAGCAGUGGCAAUCCGGGCGACGCUCUGGAGGAGAUAACAUGCGGCAACGGCGAGAACAACGAGCAAGGUUGCACUUUGUGCAGAAGCAAACUGUGCUCGCCCCGUGUGCUGUCUUGUCUCCACGUGUUCUGCGAAGUUUGUUUAGAUAAACUGCUAAUGGAUGAAGCCGGAGACUCCAAGGUGGUCUCGGUCAUCAGCUGUCCUAUAUGCCAGCAAGAGACUUCCGUUAGUUCUAAGGGUGCUGCGUCGCUCACGUGCGACUACGUUCUCACCAAUAUACUGGAUAUGUCUGCUAUUGAGAAUAUGGCUGUACUAUGUACCUCGUGCAAGGCCAAAGAGAGUGCCGUGGCGCGCUGCUCUGAUUGCGCCAAUUUCCUAUGUCCAAACUGCAACACGGCACACCAGUUUAUGCGCUGCUUUGAGAGUCACAAAGUUGUAGCUUUUGAGGACUUGAAGCAAUCCAAGGAAGCUAUUCCGAUACACAAGCCGAUAUUUUGUGAGUGUCAUCCUGCUGAGAAUAUGAAGUUCUACUGUCAUACAUGUCAAGAACCUAUUUGCAAUGAAUGUCUACUUGUGGAACAUAAAGCUCCAGAGCAUCAGUACGAACGAUUAACAGAUGCAGAACCACGACAGAAAGAAGAAUUAUUUAAUCUAAUGACUGAAAGUAAAGCGAAAAUUACUGAAUGCGAUCAGAUUUCGACGCAAUUAGAUACUGCACUUAACGAGCUGCAAGUGCAACAUGACCAAGCAAAAGAUCUAAUUAUGGAAACUUUUCAAAGUUACAAGGCCAUACUGGAAAAAUGUAAAGCUAAUGCAUUGGAAGAGCUUGGAAAGCUUCAUGAAACCAGAGAACUUGAGAUAAUGGAUACUUUUCACAAUGUUGAAAAGACUGUAGAAAAAAUAGAGGACGCUUGUCGUUUUACGUCAAGACUCCUCGAGCACGGCGACGCAGUAGAAAUUCUAGCCCUUCGUCGCGUCGUAGGAACACAAUUGAUGAACCUAAUAAAAAACACUCCAAAACAUAGUGUAACGUACUCUAUCGAGUUUCAAACUGAUUAUAAUCAUUUUGAAAAAACUGUUAAGGAGGUGUUUGGAAAAUUUCGCACUGAAGAUACUUCGACCUCCGUCAAGACUCUUCCCGAGCCGAUCUCAACUGUGUCAGGAGUCUCUACAAAUCAGCAAAUGAUCCAUACCUCGAUCGGUUGUGCAAGCUCUCUUAGCACAAGCUCUCCUAUCUCGCUUCCCGCGUCAAUGCAAUCCUCGUUCGAAGGUGAACCCUCGUUCGUUAUUCCGCCAACCACGAGUCCUCAAAAUAUCCCACCUCCUCCACCACCUGUACCUCUUCCACCAGGUCCUAUCCACGGACUGACUAGCAUACAGGAAUAUAAUCUACAGCAACUGGCCAGUUUAGCGGAAAAAGUGGACAUGGUGGGUGACACUGGUGUCGUAGGACCUAGCUCGAACCCUAGUCCAACUCCGUCCUUUACAUUGGCAGAUCUGUUUGCCGGGGACCUAAGUUCAACGAGCCACGCCAUUAACAAUUUACAGGCUCUUGCAAAAUUAGGAAAUACUCUUGGUAAUCAAGAUCUGGUAAAUGCUACAAUUAAUGGUGGUGGUGGAUUAGUAUUGGGACGUGGACCUUCACCAGCCAUUGUGGACACCCCCAUGGUGGGUCCUCUGGCUGCCAAUAGUUUAUUAAAUGGAGGAUUCCAGUCAAUGUCCUCUUCCACUUCGCCAAUACUUUCACAGGGUACUGACGAUUUAAUAGGUGAUUCCAUGCAUAACAUGCCUGUAGUAGUAGGGAAUACUGUUGCCAAUGUAACGGGAUCAGGGACGGCGAAUUAUGCUCACCCGCGUUCAAACAAUGCAAAAUUGACGCCAAUGCAUAUCCGCAGCAAGUUUGGACAAUUAGGACCUAGUAAAGGGCAGUUUAAUUCGCCGCAUGGAUUUUGUCUGGGAACAGAUGAGGACAUUAUUGUCGCAGAUACGAAUAAUCAUAGAAUUCAGAUUUUUGAUAAGACUGGUACGUUCAAGUUUCAAUUCGGUGUUCCUGGCAAAGAAGAAGGACAAUUAUGGUAUCCCAGGAAAGUGGCCGUUAUGAAGAAUAAUGGCAAAUUUGUUGUGUGCGAUCGGGGAAACGAACGAUCCCGAAUGCAAAUAUUUACGAAGAGUGGUCACUUUAUAAAGAAGAUCGCUAUUCGUUACAUCGAUAUCGUAGCUGGCCUAGCUGUUACCAGUCAAGGGCACAUUGUGGCUGUUGACAGUGUGUCUCCAACUGUGUUCGUAAUCAGUGAUACCGGAGACCUCUUAAGGUGGUUUGAUUGUAGUGACUACAUGAGAGAACCAAGUGAUAUCGCUAUCAGUGGCAAGGAAUAUUUUGUUUGCGACUUCAAAGGACAUUGUGUUGUGGUAUUUAACGAAGACGGCAAAUUCCUGCGUCGCAUUGGCUGUGAAAAUUUAACCAACUUCCCAAAUGGGAUCGAUAUUAGCGAUGCGGGAGAUGUAUUAAUUGGAGAUUCUCAUGGCAACCGUUUCCAUGUAGCUGUCUUUUCCAGAGACGGGUCUUUAAUUUCGGAAUUUGAAUGUCCAUAUGUGAAGGUAUCUCGAUGUUGUGGCUUAAAAAUAACUUCGGAAGGAUAUAUAGUGACACUGGCAAAAAACAACCACCAUGUCCUCGUAUUGAACACACUUUAUAUAUUAUGAAGUGGAAUCAGACGGAUAAGUAUAACUUCUUUCCUACAAGUGGAAACCCUCGGAAACCGCUCUCAACGAAAGAUGGGAAAGGCAUGCCCAAGGAAUUAUGUUCGAAUUUUGGGCCUAUUGAAGCAAUAGAAACAAGUGCAGCAUGCAGCUUUAAUAGUUAUAAAAGUAUAAUGCGUCCCUGUUUUAUGAAAGUAACAAUGUUGAAAAAAAAGCAAAAAGGUAAUGUACGUCUCCGACCAAACAGUAUAAUAGUAACUUAGCAACUUGCAUUUUGGUAAACUGCCAAAGUAAAUUAAAUUAACUAAGUGGAACCAGUUAAAGAAGCAGUAAGCUAUAUCGACCGAAGCCAGUCGGGUCGCUUGUAGUAGAGAAAGCAAUCUACAUAUGGCCUUCCGUCAAAAUUGGUUGUUGUACAUCAUUUUUGACACAUCAGUAUUUUAAGUAUGUAAAUCAAAUUAUUCUAGUCUCCAGCGAGCACCUUUUAUAUGCCGAUAAUUUCGAUUUGUGCUCGGGAAAUAAGACGUUCUCGUCUUGAUUUUAAUUACAUUUGAGAACAAUAUCGGUCUCUUAGUCUUAACCGAUGCUUCAGGAUAUACACAAGAGUGCACAUAUAUUAUGUUCAAAAUUUUUCUUUUAAGAAUUCUAUAAGUAACUAAUAAGCUCAGCAGGAUAACUUUCAUGACGUGAGGAUCAAAAUUUUUCGCUUAACAGAAAAAUGACAAAAAAAAAACGUUGCAUGCUGCGAGGUAGUUGGUAGUACUCCUGCUCUUAUCAUAUCGUAUUUCUAAAGAAGAGAACGAAACGAUACUCCUCAUUGCAGCAGGCACGAAGCUUAACGAGAGAGCUAUGUUCCUGAUUUCUUUCUGCGCGUUUGAAAAUGAUAGUUGAGAACAUUAAUAUAAAAGCAACGUUAAUGUGCAAGGAAUAGAUUAUGGUAUGUUGAAAAUCAAACAUUUAAUAUCUUAUAAGAAAGAUGUCAUACACAGAGAGGAUACUUUGUGAGCAUAAAAAGUGAAAUAAUUAUUUACACUUAACGAAAAAUAAAAUCGAGUAGAUCCCAUUUGUGCAUUGUUAAAAUUAGACGAGACACAUAAUGGUUACAAUAUUUACUCAGGAUGCUUUAUUAUUAUGGUCCACUAUAUGAAUAUAAUAUAUAUACGUGUGUGAAUUAUUGGUUCGUGGUGCUAGCGAAUAAUGUAUCCAUACCAUGUAAAUGUAUUUGUUAUAAAAUUACAGGAAUCGCUGCCCCCGCAUUUUGUAGAUGCAAGGGUAACGAUUCUGCGUAAUGUAUUAUAUAAGAUUCGUAAGAACAUACGCCACUGGUAUCAUAUAGGGACGAUACUUUAUCUAUGUAAAGAGAGGGAAGAUAACGUACAGUUUGCUAAACAACCUCUAUUUAUGUACAUAUUAAUACGAUCUAUGAGAGAAAGGAGGAAAACCACAUAAGACACAUACAUAUAUAGAAAUACACAUAUUUUUUAGGGUUGUUUACAUGAUCAGCCUUAAGAUUUGAUUGAACUAAAAUGCAAUGUGUAUACAACAAUGUACAUCAGAUAUUUGGCAGAUUGCUACACUGUGUUACCUUAUAUUAUCUACAAUAAUGUUUAAUUACGAAUACUAUCUUGCCAUACCAAAUGCUAGGUAGCACAUCCAUAUAUACAUAAAUAUACAUAUAUAUACAUAUAUAUAUAUAUAUAUAUUUAUAUUUAUACUUGACUAGCUUUUAUCGGGUUUGUUUUGCAAACAGAAAAUUGUCUGAUUUUAUUAUUCGUGUGGAACAAACGUGAAAUUAGAGGAACGACGAAUAUAGAAAAGGAAGAGCAGUAAUAGGAGGCUAUUUUAAAAUUCGCGCAUAACAUCAGAAUUUGUAGUAAAAAUUGCACGAAGCCUACGUACAUACACCUAAGCUAAUCAGUCGUACUCAUCUCGUAUAUAUAUAAUGUUAGAAGUUUUAAUUUUAUAUAUAAAGAAGAAAAAAAGAAAAGAGAGAAAAACUAAUCUUGAAAUAUUUAAUAGUCAUGGUUAGCAGAGUUAUAUAAAUAAUGCCUGUGAUAAUAGUAUCGUCAGGAUAAGUUGUGUCCUUAAAGAGUCUCUGAUGUUGUUGCUAGGUAAAUAUAAUUAGAAGUAUCAAUGAGAGAUACCAUUGGUGCCGUCUGAAUGGUGUAUUUAUGCACAAUAACACCUAAUGCAGAGCCAUCAAUAGUCUCUGAUGAUACGUUACAUAUGAAAAAGAAAAGAGGAUAUUCAAAAUAAAGAGAACAUGUUGCAAAAUUUUUGCCAGUCAUUAAAAAACUCAUAGUGUAACGAAAUGGAUGACCAUUAACGAGAGGGUCUUUUACCUCACAAAAUUAUUAUAUUACGCUCACCUUAUAUAUACUUGAAUAUUUUAGUAUAGAUUUACUCUAUUUACAUAUUUUUAUCUGUGAAAGACUACUUGGCUAAUUUAGGCCACUGUUGAAAUUCACCCCUUAUUUGCCUUGAUGUUUAAAUUACAACAAUAAUAUUAAAAGGAAAAAAAGAACGAGAAUUACUUGUUACGUAAAUGGUAAUUGUGAUAGAUUUUUUGAUGAUUUUUACAAUCUCAAAAGUCUUAUUAUCCUAAUAUGUAUAGAAUUAUAUAGUCACUCUGUACGUACUAGAUAAACUUUGCUUACAUUGUUAAACUAAUAUUAAAAGCUCUCAUAAUCCAUACUAAACAGUUUUACAACUGGCAGCGUAAUCGAAGAUCAUAUUUUGAAUAUGCGAUAGGUUCUGUGUGUAUUACUUUAGCAGUACUGUUUUUAUUGCUACAAAACUUCCAAGGCCUUUUAGGUGCCAUUAAUUUCUCGACAUCAUUACAAAUGGUACUGCUUGACUUUACAUGUUACAAACGAAAUUAUUAUUGUGUCCGAAUUUUUGAUGCUGUGUUUACUGUGGAAUUUCAAUUAUGAGUACUGUUUACUUUGAUAAUUGUAGUUGUCGCUUGUUUUAUUUAUAAAUCAGCGUUGUAGUAUGUGCAUACUUGUUUUCUUCGAUUUUUCAAAAAAUUGCUCUCAACGUGCCGUUUUACAAGCUGUUUUACGAUACUUGACAAACAUAUGAGGAAGAUAUAUUUAUGAGCACCUGGAACUGUUCUACUCCAAUUUCACACAUGAUCCGAAUUGUGUAAGACACACGAUAUUUGUGAAUUGUACGUCGUAUGUCGUGUAUCUCCGACGAUGACAAAUUGUUGCUACAUAUAUCACGCGAAUAUGUUCCUGAUUUCGAGAAAGAGAAAAAACCUUUCGCGUCGUAUUAUAUAUAAUAAGAAUUAACCGCAAGAUUUAUAAGCAUUAACGGAGACAUCUACAAUUAUGUGAAAGAUAGAGGACUAACAUGACACGACAUAAACUGAAUUCUAGCCUACGGUUAAUCAUAGUCUUCCUAGAAUCCUAAAGAAGAGUAUGACUUUGCUAUAUUGAUUAGGGCAUGGCCAAUUAACACUAUAUAGCUGGUUAUAAACGAGGAAAUGCGUAACGAAGGAGUUACUUCUCCAGGAGUACCCUAAAUUAACAGCUCUAUAUCGUUUUAUAUAUAUUAGACAUGGCUUAUACAUUAGAGAGUCCGCAAUCUUCUCUUCUUUUUUUUUUUCUGUUUUUUCUCCCUCAUAUUUUUUCUUUCAGCAUAAUUUAUAUUUAUACGAAAACAAGAGAAAAAUCUACGAUCAAAAGAGAAAAAAAAUCGCGAUGGUUCACCGUGUAUAAGAGUUCCGCGUUAUUUUUGUAACGAUAUUUUUAUUCCUUACUCGCUCUUAUACAUUGUCUUAUUAUAUAUAUAUAUAUGUAUCAUUAAUUUUAAUUCUUUACGCGAGCAUUAUGUGUUCCAUUGGCUGUUUCCGAUACUAUCUCAGCGUACUACUCGGAUACGUUAAAGUAUCGUUCCUUCGGCAGGCGUUGUUGAAGGCACGGUAUUAAGGCCUGCUAUUUUGAUCUAUUACGUUUUUAUUUGCGCAAUUGGACGGAAUAAAGUUGCUUCCAUAAGCCGUAUUUAUAUUAUUAUUUAUAUAUUUUUUUGUUUCAUUGGUUUUAUAAUUUCUUAUCAGUUGUAUAUCUUACUUAAAAAGAUAAAGAAGCGUUAUCGAACGGUGUUUUUAUUAUACCAUUCAUUGCAUUUUAGUUGUUUUUCUUUUUUUUUCUUCAAUGUUUAUCUUUUAUUUUUCGUUCUUUUUCUCUUUGUUUCAAAUACUCAGUCUGACGUGAGGUGACAACAAAUUGUAUACAUAGCUCGUCGUGCUGUCUCAUUCAAAAUGAGAAGGCGAUUUAUUCGUAUAUAGUGAAUUAGAUGUAACGAGUAUUGUUGUUGAUUCUAUUUACGAUUUAACUGCAUUCCAAAUAGAUCAUUUUAUCUUUCACUUUUAUGAGAUAUAAAAAUUUAAAUUCCUUAGUGCCAAAAGAAGAAGGAAAAAAAAAAGAAAAAGGACAGACUAAUCAGAGUAUUUUAUACACAACACGUAUUGCUUAUGAUUUAUUUUUUAUUUCUCAUAAGUUUAUCUUAUUCGUGUUUUGAGUUUGCGUCGUGUGUGGGUAUCGAAGCUCUUAGAGUAAGAAAACAAAAAAA